AUGUUUGGACAUUUUUUUACUCCCGUGAUUUGAAUUGAUGUGAGCAAAUUACGGUCGAAGGCUAACGUGCCAAUUUUAAACAAAGGAUACGAAAAGCCAAGAAUAUGUCUCAGUCAUGGAUAGGUCCUGAGCUAGACGUGUCUCCCAAGUGUCCUCAAUUCAUUCUGUUGUUUCAGAUGGAUUAUCUGCAACGGCCGUAUGCAUAAUGUGACCGGACUAAAACAGUUCAAAUUCACGACAAGAUGUGUGAUUUUGUGGGACCGGAUGAGAAUAUACAAAAGGGGGCUAGAGAAAGAACUGAUGACAUUGGUGGUUAGAGGUUGGGUGCGUGGGAUGUCCCUGAAAUGUGGAAAUGUGGAGUUUAAGUCACAAAAAGUGAAAGUAGGAUCGUUGCAGAUUUUCGGUUGUAAUUGUUAACAAAUAACACAUUUCUCUUCUUCCUAAGAUUCAAAUACAUAUCUCAAAAAAAAAAAAAAAACGUUUUCAGCGUACAAAACUACAAAAAAUGUACUCACACAUACAAAGUACUGUCUAUACUGUAGCUACGUUAUUAGGCUAAUUAAAGCUUUCUAAAUCUAGGCCUGCCGUGAAAAGUAUUGAUAUCAAAAUGAGGCCAAAUUACAACAAACAAAAAACUAUCUUAGCUUACACAAAUUGAACGAGCUUUAUUUCAAAGCAAUGUUACCAAAUGUCUCUUAAAUUAAUUCAUUUAACUUGGUGAUGCUGUCUUUCUUUUUGGCACUUUGAGCACUUUUAUGUUUUUGCACUUAUGAUUUGAGUAAACAAAAAUAUUUUUUGGCACAUCUCAGCACAUUGGUCGUCAUUUUGGCAUAAGUUCCCUUCCAAUACACAGUGUGCGGGCUCAGCCCCAUUAAGGUAAUUUUAUUGUUCUACAAACAUUUAUUUUUCUUAUUCUUUUAAUUUCUCCCAUUUUUUGUAUACCUUGUACAUAUCCGUCUGUCUGUUUUGUGUGGCUUACUGUGCGGUUGGAAUGACUUUGGCUCAGAAUACGCUGGGCGAGGAAGCAGAGCCGCUUCCUGUAUAGUGAACGUCUAAUAAAAGCAUAUCUUUUUGCUGUGAGAGAGGGUCUGUGUGAGCCAACAUUCAACUGCAGCACAGAAGGCAAGUAGGCAUAUGUAUGGUGUUCUUGUUGCAGUGGCGCCAUGUAUUAUGGAAUCAUUAUACAAGUUUGUGUUUUCUUUAAAUAUUUCAACUUAGGAAAGUGAAUUUUCAAUAACUAUUUAUAUUAAAUUGUGUAUGAUCAAUUUUAUGUUUCAUUUUCAGUGGAACUGUGGUAGAAUGUGUUCAUCAGUUUUAACAUGCAGGGAACGCUCAGAGUUAGAGCGUUUUAAAAAUAGCUCGAUAUAUAAUAUAUCUAUAAUAUUAUUUCAGUAUUCAUUCUUGAACAUUGUAUCUAUAUGAAUAAGUACAAAUGUUUCUAUAUAUAGUGAAUGUCUUGUUAGGGUCUGUCAAGAGGUUUAUUAUUAAUGUGAUUCUGUUCUUUUUUAAAUGAACAGACAUCUAUUUUUUGGUAUCUUUUUAAAUUAAUAUUUAUUUGCAUGUAUUUAUUUACAUUAUUUACAUUUAAGAAGCAGAGAUACUUUCUCAUCAUCCAUAAGGAGAUAUGAAUGGGGCAUGGUGCUUCUUUGUCAUUGGCUGUUGCCAACUGUUAGGUGCUCUGUGUGCUGAGUGGUCAGCCUUCAUGCCUCAGACCAUUGAGGCUCUGGCUGGCUCCUGUGUACUGAUCCCAUGUCAAUUUGAAGUUCCCGAAAACGAAGUUGCCAGACUGAAGAAACCAGCCAAUGGGGUGUGGAGGAAAGGGUCGCAGUGGUUUACGGGCGGUGUUGAUGUAUACAACUCAUCACAUCAUCAGAACAUCCUUCAAGGAGAGAUCACUGGGGACCUGAUACAGAAGAACUGCACCACUAUCCUGGAUGCCAUUCCUAGCAAUUACACGGACGAGUACUAUUUCAGAAUCGAAACUGGUUUCAUGGCAACCUUUGGCAACAAUGUCAGCAUAAACGUCAUAGCCUCUCCACCCAAACCCCAGGUGACCUCAGUGGGUGCAGUAAUGGAGGGGACCCCGGUGAAUCUGACCUGCACGGCGUCAGCCCCCUGCCCUCGGCUCCCCCCAGCCCUGACCUGGUCCCCCCCCGAACUGGGGCACGGCGCGAGCGCUCUACUGGGGAAUCCGGACGGGACCCGAUCCGCGUCUUCCACGCUGAGCUUCGUGGCCUCGCGUCUCCACCACGGGCGGAUUGCGUGCAGCGCUGACUACCCCCUGCAGCUAGGGGGCGGUAGCAAGCGAGCAGAGGAGGCUGUCACGCUCAAUGUCCUGUACUCCCCAAAGGGCACCUCUGCUACAGUGAGUCCCUCUGAACUGGUUCCCGAGGGCACCACCGUCAGCCUGAACUGCACUAGCGAUGCCAACCCGCAGGUGGCGCACUACUCCUGGUUCCGAGUGAAGGAUGGGAAGGUGACAGCGGUGGGGUGGGAGAGGAACCUCACCCUGGUCAUGACUGAGAACCACACGGGCCUGUACCACUGCGAGGCCCAAAAUGAGCACGGGGGGCAGAACUCCACCGCCGUACAGCUGCGUGUGCAAGGUGCAGGUGCGGCACCGUGGAUUUGGGGGCCAGUGGGGGGAGGGUUCCUACUGCUUUCCAGUCUGUUGAUCUUGUGCAUCUGUAGGCAGCGAAAGUUACCAGACCCUGUUGUCAUGAAGGAGCGAGGCGAAGACGACUCCCCGGUGUAUGAAAACAUAAGCACAAUGACGAAGCUGGGUUUCGCAGAGAACCAGCCCAGAAAAGAUCUGGACGAGGCUGCGUACAGCAACCGUGAAACGCUGAAUCCGGGCGGGACUGUCUGCAUGAGCAACCCGUCUGGCACAGCGGAGAGGGAUGACCAGCUGUACGCGAACUGCUUCACUCCCUCCAGGCCAUAGCUUGGCGCUCGAGUCAGAAGAGCCCGUCUGUGCUGCAGCUGAUGUUUUCUACCGUCACUGAGCAACCAAGUCUCCUCCCAGUUCCCUGUACCUAGUAAUGGACACCACUGCUUUACUUACCUUGUAUGAACCUGCAUAGAAAUUUCACACUAUCCACCUAUGCAAAGCUAGACUUUGAUCUUCAUCACGUACCACCAACUUCAACAGAUGCACGCGUUAACCAGGCAAAUCAUUUGUUUCGUUGCCAAUGUGGACACACUCCCAAGGUCAGUUCCCUGUGUCUAUUUUGACUUAAGUAAAUGUAUUUUGAAUUGAGCAAAUUGAACAAUUGGUCGUUGUGCUUUUCGGGUCAUGGAAUGACCUCAAGGAUAUUUGAAAGCUAGAUGUCCUGGUUCCCAUGGAACACUGCAAGGCCUUACUGAAAGUCUGUUCACUGUGCGCUUUUACCUGGGUAGGUAAAGGUAAUACAAUAUUAGCAAUUAACCGAUGUUAUAUUUUAAUUUUGUUAGCAUUGACAUUUUGCCUGAUUGUUUACUUAGGCUGACUCAGCCGUCUGGUCACAUCGUGCCAGAAAUAGCUAUGAAAGUCACUAAGAACUUUUAGGAAAAUCUUGAAUUAUGUUUCACUGUUCAUUCCAUUAACUUUGUCUAGAAGCCUGUUAGAGAUUAAAGUUUUACGUGAAUAUAUACACACAGGAACUGUAGCAAUGGAAUUCAUUCAUGGGUACAUAGAAUUAGAAGGCAGGGUUUCAUUGAGUGUAGGGUUUCCAUACUUACUAUAAUUUAGAGAACUGAAACUGAAAAAUGGUCUUGAAUCAGAUAUAGAAUCAGGUAUGUUAUUAGUAAAACACUUUUUGCUUAUAAAAAGUAGGGACCAUCCCUGCUUUCUUCAGUUCGGGCUUGUCCAUCUUGUUGUGUGUAAGAGCCGGACUCUUUUUGCGGCAAUACAUCCCAUUUCUUAUAUCGAUAUACCGUGUUGUGCCUGGCUAUUGUAAUAGGAGAAUUUUCACUGCUCAACACACCUGUACCAGGUAUUUUUUUUAACUUCCGAAGAAAAUUUUUUACAUUUCCAAUCUGUCCAGCAGAGGGCAUCACUACAUUAUCAAGUCAGGAAACGGAAGAUGUCUUUUUCAUCCAGCAGAGGGCAGCAGAGUCAAAUAUUUGAAAUGGGAUAAAUGGCUGCAUUUGAUGGGAAUCAUCAGGUGCCCCACGUUGCUGAGUAUCCGGGCUUUGGAGGACUAAAUGUGCCAAAAUUAAAUAAAUAAUUAAAUAAAUAAAUGUUGAAUUACAUAAAUAAAUAAAUACUUAAUUUUAUUUCGAAAUAAUUAAAUAACCUCAUGGCUAUUUAAUUAUUUCAUGUUUUAUUUCCGAAUGGCUUUUUAAAUUUCCGAACUGCCUUUUUCAUUUCAUAAUAACACUUUUCCAAAAUGGUAAUACAGUUUAGUGAUGUAUGAAAUACAGCCAUUUACCUCAUUUCAAAUGUUUGACUCUACUGCCCUCUGCUGGAGCAAAAAGAUACUAUCCGUAUCUUCCGUAUGUGAAGACUGGAUGCAUUCUAAAGCCAACUACCGGAGGUCAGAGGUCCUGCAUUGUACCAUAUUCAAUCAGUCAUCGAUUUCCUGGUUGUAAAGCUUCCUUUUAUCCCUGCUUUAUAUGUAUUAUAAAACGAAAAAGAUAAUACUUAUAGAUGAUAGUAAAUUAAAGAAAAAAGUGAAAAGACAAUGCGUAAAGAUAUCGGAAAUGAUAACGAUAGUUAUCCUGCUCUGGUCACUGAGAGAACACAGAUUGCAGAGCACGAGGGACCAAAGAGGUGGGGACUGAGAGGAACAGGAAGUGAGAAUCAUGUUUAAAAGAGCUGAACCCUCUUACGGAUACACACACACACACACACACACACACAAACAGGCAUGCAUAGGGCUACCACUCAGCUACUCUUCCUCUCCAUCAUCUUCCUCUUUGCACUGCCAGAAUGUAGACCCUGAGGAUGAAGUGACCUACAGCACAGUGUUCACCAAGACACGGUCAUCAUCACACAGAAUGAGUCCACCUCAGUCACAGGUUGGAAGCCCAGUUGUCCAGAAC
This is a messenger RNA of Anguilla rostrata (American eel), 5025 nucleotides long. Its product is annotated as myelin-associated glycoprotein-like. NCBI's taxonomy places the organism in Eukaryota, Metazoa, Chordata, Actinopteri, Anguilliformes, Anguillidae. The transcript is spliced from 9 exons. Bases 1625 to 2944 code for a protein of 439 amino acids. The record is from RefSeq and is a predicted model, not a curated record.